AAGAAAAAAGCCGACGUCUAUGGAGCUAGUAAGCUAAUAAAAAUGACAUCCAAACAGUUUAAUGUGAGAGAUGUUUGGUAAUUAAACUUUCUUUGGGCCUCAAUUUGUUGCGUUGGAUAUUUAGAUAUCAGUUUAGUUUGUGCGUCGUGUAAAUAGAGAGAGAGGGAGAGAACUGAGUUUGUAAAGCCGUUGAUAACGUCGAUGACAAGCUAGCUGUUGUGAUCUUAAACUGGCUGAGCUUCACCGAGCUCAGUGUUUUAAUCCUAAGUACCUAGCGGCUGCUCCAGAUUGACUUUGAUGAAAUGAGGCUGUUCAGGGCCGGCUGUUUAGUGCGCACAGCCCAUGUUCUCCUUACUUGGCUCAUAACGUUGGUUCUGUUUCUUCACAAUACAGACCUACGCAGGUGUGAAGAAAGAGGUGAACUGCUGCCGCCAGUCCUGUUUGGCUCCACAGUCCUUCUCUCAGUGAUGAUGUACUUCACUGUGUCGCUCAUGGAUCCGGGUUUCGUUCUGUCUGACAAUGACACUCAGCAUACCAUCACACAUGACGGUAAUGAAGAACUGGAAGUAAUGAUACCAUGUAAUCAAAAAUUUCAACGCCAGCGACGCUGUGGCUACUGUUCCCUACUGCAACCAAUGAGGGCGAGGCACUGUAAGGAAUGUAAGAAGUGUGUCAGACGUUUUGAUCAUCACUGCCCCUGGAUGGAGAAUUGUGUUGGAGAAAGGAACCACAGGUGGUUCUUGAUGUAUCUAUGCAUACAGUUCCUGGCUGUAUCGUGGGGACUGCAGACUGCCUGGUCUGGUGUUACCUUUGCACCCACCUGGCAUCAGUGGUUUGUUCAGAAUGGCUUCCUGCUUGGUGCCCUUGGUGUUACGGGGAUCUUUUCUCUGGUUGUACUACUGCUGCUAUGCAUACAUCUGUACCUGGCAGCCAUUAACACCACCACCUGGGAGUUCAUGUCCCGCCACCGCAUCGCCUAUCUUAAAACUUGUGACUCUGAAGAAAAUCCCUUUGAUAGGGGCAUGAUCUGCAAUCUGUGGGUCUUUUUCUGUGUCUGUCGCACAAUGGCAUGGGAAAGAGUGUACUCCAGAAGGACUAAUGGGACUGUAUGAUUGACAGAUAUUGAGGACUCACUAAGGCAGCAUCUAAAGUACCAAUUUUGGAACUGCACACAAUACUUUAAAAGUAAAUACUUUUUUAUGUGGAACUUAAUAAAAUGUUUUUGCAUUUUUACAAGCUUA
Messenger RNA from Electrophorus electricus (electric eel), 1241 nucleotides. RefSeq names its product zDHHC palmitoyltransferase 12a (gene zdhhc12a). Gene Ontology annotation, molecular function: protein-cysteine S-palmitoyltransferase activity. Lineage: Eukaryota; Metazoa; Chordata; Actinopteri; Gymnotiformes; Gymnotidae. Gene Ontology annotation, biological process: peptidyl-L-cysteine S-palmitoylation; protein targeting to membrane. Gene Ontology annotation, cellular component: endoplasmic reticulum; Golgi apparatus. The record is from RefSeq and is a predicted model, not a curated record.